Molecule: messenger RNA, 420 nt
Organism: Perkinsus marinus ATCC 50983
Lineage: Eukaryota; Perkinsozoa; Perkinsida; Perkinsidae
Exons: 3
Source: RefSeq, a predicted model, not a curated record
AUGAGUACUAUGGAGAUGGAGACGAUGAUGGAAUUAUCAUUUCGAUGUAGUUACAUAAAGUCUAAGGAAGAUGGUAUUCUCUAUAAGCAGUAUGACGAGAAGCCGGCGGCCUCUACUAAGGACGAUAGAAAGGGAGCUCUUGAGGUUACUCGGGAAAUAAUAAGCCGACCGGAGGAAGAAGAGAAGUCCGUAUUGGUGCCCGUGAAGGAGCGACGGAAGAGCGACGAAUGGGACUGUGAGUCUGUCCUCAGUACUCUCACGAACAACACCAACCACCCUGGGAAGAUCAAUCGACCGACCCGCAUCCGUAAACCGGCGAUGAUCCCGGCGCCGGCGUUGGCUACUGUAGAGGAGGAUGAAGAGGAGGAUGAAGAGGAGGAGGAGGAGCUCUCUGAAGAUGAUGAGGAAGAGCUCGUUGAG